AUGACCACGCGGUCCAUGUCGCCUCGGCGGCGGCAUAUCCUCUCCUCAAUCAACCCAGACUUUGCACCUCUGCAAUCCCCGCCACCACCGCCGGCAGGCAGCACUGUCAAGCAGCGCCAUGAUUCCAAGGCACGGUCGUCGUCGCCGUCGUGCGACAGAGAUCGGCCUGCCUCGGCGGCGGCGCCCGCGAACGAGCACGCAGAGAAUAGCAGCCAUCAACACAGCAGCAGCGAACACCCCGUAGGCCCCCCCGACGACGAGCAGCGCCGGCACAAGAGGCCCUCCAAGUUCCGCUUCAAGUCCAAGUCGUCAAAGCACUCGAGCUCGUCGCGGCACUCGUCACACCGACACCGUGACCGUGACCGCGACCGCGACGAGCGCUAUGCAGCCGAGGAUGGGCUGGAGGUCAACCUAGGCCGCUACCGCGAGAGGGAGGGCUCCGACCAUGGUACCAGGAAUGGCAAGGACGACAACAACGACGAUGAAGACAAAGACUCGACAGCGUCCUCCUGGCGCCGCCGGCAUCGCUCUUCCCACCGCAGCCACCGCCAACGCGAGGGCGACAGCGACAGCGCCGAUCGCAACGAGAACGGCGAACGCACAGGUCACCGCCACCACCACCACAGACACAAGCGGCGCCGCCAUGGCCACCGUCGAAGCGAGCAGCCGCGCUCCCCAACGCCCCCAAACCCGCACGACCCACCGCCCCUCGACCCCGAAGCCGCCUUCCGCGAGUCCCUCUUCGACGCGAUGGCCGACGACGAGGGCGCCGCGUACUGGGAGGCCGUGUAUGGGCAGCCGAUCCACAUCUACAACAACCACAAACAGCGGUCUGACCCGAACGGCGGCGAGCUCGAGGAGAUGGACGACGAGGAGUACGCGGCACACGUGCGGCAGAAGAUGUGGGAGAAGACGCACGAGGGGCUGGUCGAGGAGCGCAGGCGGCGCGAGGAGGCCCGGCGGCGCAAGGACCAGGAGCAGACCGAGGCGGCACGGCUGACGGAGGAGAUGGAGCGCAGCCUGCGCCGUGGAGAGGAGCGGCGCAAGAGGAGGGCCUGGCUAGACCGGUGGACGAGCUAUCUCGAGGCGUGGGAGCGCUGGGAUGGCAGUGUCGAAGGGAUCGCCUGGCCUGUCGCUGACGUUGCGGCUGCGGCUGCCGGGGGGAGCCUAAAGGGCGAGGCUAAUGUCCCCGUGGUAGAUCCCGCCGCCGUGCGCGAGUUCUUCGCCACAAGCAUCAACCCCCACGACAUCGGGGAGACCGAGUUCCUAGCCCGUCUCAAGAACGAGCGCGUCCGUUGGCAUCCAGACAAGAUCCAGCAGCGGCUUGGCGGCAAGGUCGACGACGUUGUCAUGAGGAAUGUCACGGCUGUAUUUCAGGUCGUGGAUAAGCUGUGGUCGGACGCACGGUCGUCUAGAACUGGCUGA
This is a messenger RNA of Microdochium trichocladiopsis, 1425 nucleotides long. RefSeq lists its product as uncharacterized. Bases 1 to 1425 code for a protein of 474 amino acids. The transcript has a single exon. The record is from RefSeq and is a predicted model, not a curated record. Gene Ontology annotation, biological process: canonical NF-kappaB signal transduction. NCBI's taxonomy places the organism in Eukaryota, Fungi, Ascomycota, Sordariomycetes, Xylariales, Microdochiaceae.